AUGGGGGCGUGGAUGUCGUCGUCGGAGCGCCGGUCGGCGGCAACCUCCUCGGCCACAGCAACACAGCCAAAGUCGUUACGGGCGCGGUCGUUCUCGGUCAAGUUUUCAAGCGCGCUAACGCAGUCACUCAAGUCCAAGUCGCACGCGUCCAUGAUUUACGCCGCAGACGACGAGGGCCAGCUCCGUGUCGAGACGGUGCUAUUGGACGGCGUCUAUGAUCGCGGCCUCGCGACGCCGGACGAGUACCAGCACUACAUGCCGCCCAACAUGCCGGUCUUUCCCGUGUACGAGCCCUUGUACCACGAGACGUGCGCUCGCACGUGGAAGCUUCUGUGCAAGGGCGGUACCCUCAAAAUGCAGCAGUACCACAAGGACGGCAUCGUGCUCUUCUACGACGAGUUCUUUCAUCGCCUCUUUCAGCGCGACCCGAGCUUCACCGAGAUCUUUCCGGGCAUUCGCAAGCGCAUUGAAGUGCUCAUCAAGGCCAUAAAGUUUAUGCUACCCGAGAGCCACAACACAUCGUCCAUCGAUGUCAUGCACCGGUGCCGCCACCUCGGACACCGGCACAAGACGUUUCCCAAAAUCCGGCCACACCAUUUUGCCAUGUACACGAGCACGCUCGUUGAAGUCGCCAUGUUCUGGCUCGACACGGAGGCGACGCCGGACGUUGGCGAAGCGUGGAGCAACCUCAUUGGCUUUCAUCUCAAGUUCAUGCUCCAAGCGUACCUCUACGAAAACGUACUCGGGUCCGAGUGGAGCCAAAACGUCACGAUCCCCACCGCCCGGACGGCUGCGCGCAAAACGUUGCCCACCGAGCGUCACUGCGAAUGA
Saprolegnia parasitica CBS 223.65 is the source of this 831-nucleotide messenger RNA. RefSeq lists its product as hypothetical. Lineage: Eukaryota; Oomycota; Saprolegniomycetes; Saprolegniales; Saprolegniaceae. The transcript is spliced from 2 exons. The record is from RefSeq and is a predicted model, not a curated record. Bases 1 to 831 code for a protein of 276 amino acids. Gene Ontology annotation, molecular function: heme binding; oxygen binding.